ACGCCACGCGCCUGCGCAGUUUACGGCAGGAGAAGAAGCGGGUUGUCUGGAGUGUCACAGUGAGGAUUGCCAUCUCGAGUCUGAUCUUGCCUGAGAAUGAAGCCGGGAGGAGGAGGAAAAAAGAAGGUGUCUGGAAUCGCUCUUUCCCAAGGACUAUUGACAUUCAGGGACGUGGCCAUAGAAUUCUCUCAGGAGGAGUGGGCAUGCCUGGACCCUGCUCAGAAGGCUCUGUACAGGGACGUGAUGUUGGAGAACUACAGGAACCUGGUCUCCCUGGAUGUCUCUUCUACAUGUGUAAGCAAGGAAUUGUCACCAAAAGAGAUCAUUAAUAAAGGAGAAUUAUUCCAGAGAGUGAUGUUGGAAAGACAUGAAAGCCAUUGCACCGAGGAUUUUGACUUAAGGCAAGUCAGGGGAAAUAUGCAAGAGUUUGAGACUCAGUGUGGUGAUGAUGAAAGGAACAACAAAACAACCCAUAAAAAAAUUCUCACUGAUAGAAGAGAUCAACACGUAAGAAGAAAUGUAGGAAACGAGUACAUGAUAUGUAUUGAAAAAAAGGUUGAAUUAAGCUUUCAUUCAAAUCUGACUGAAAUGCCGAAAUUUCAGUCUGGAGGGGAAAUGUAUGAAUGCGAUCAAGUAGAGAACUCUAUCAACAGUGAUUCUUCAAUUACACCACUCCGAAAUAUUCCUCUCAGUGUGAAAACCAACAUUUGUAAUGCAUGUGGGGACGUUUUCAUGCAUACUUCAUUGCAUACACAACACCAGAAAACACACAUUAGAGAGGGACCUUAUAAAUGUAAUGAAUGUGAGAAGAUCUUUAGCAGCAGGGCAAUCUUUACAAAUCGUCAGAGAAUUCAUUCCAUGCAGAUACCUUAUGAAUGUAAUGAGGGGGCCAAAGCCUUUUACUGUGGCUCAAACUUUACUGAACAUCAAAGAAUCCAUCCUGCAAAGAAGCCGUAUAAGUGUAAUAUAUGUGGCAAGGUAUUUGGUCAAAAAGGACACCUUGUAGUUCAUCUGAGAAUUCAUACAGGAGAGAAACCUUACAAAUGUAAUGUAUGUUGCAAGUCCUUUUACUGUAGCUCAAACUUAUCUAGACAUCAGAGAAUCCAUACUGGUGAGAAACCAUAUAAAUGUAAUGUGUGUGGCAAGAACUUUAGUCGACCUUCAGGCCUGACAAAUCAUCAGAGGAUUCAUACUGGAGAGAGACCUUACAAGUGUAUUGAAUGUGGUAAGGCAUUUAUCCGAAGAACGAAACUUGUGGAACAUUGGAGAAUCCAUUCUGGAGAGAAACCUUACAAAUGUAACGAAUGUGGGAAGGCUUUUACCCAAAGAGCAAACCUUGUAGAACAUCAGAGAAUACAUUUGAUGCAGAGACCUUACAAAUGUAAUGAGUGUGGCAAAGCCUUUAACUCUGCCUCACACCUCACUAGACAUCAGAGAAUCCAUACUGGAAAGAAACCAUAUAAAUGCAAUGUAUGUGGCGUGGACUUUAGUCAAAAUUCGAAUCUUAAAAUUCAUAUGAGAAUCCAUACGGGAAAAAAGGCUUACAAAUGUAAUGAAUAUGACAAAGCUUUUAGCAUUCAAUCAGUCCUUUGGGGUAAUGAGAGAAAUCAUACUAGAGAGAAAAAUUACAAAGGUAAAAAGCAGGUGAAAGCCUUUAAUUGUCACCCAAAUCUUACUGCACAUCAGAGAAUCUGUCCUGGAGAAAAACCCUAUAAAUGUAAUACAUGUGGCAAGGUCUUUACUCAAGGUAAAAGGCUUAUGACUCAUUAUAAAAUUCAUAUUGUGGAGAAACCGUAACGGCAUUAUGAAUAUGGUAAAGCUUUUACCCAAAGAUCAGAUUUGCAGAGCAUCAGACAAUUAACGGUAGAGACAAACCUUACCAAUGUAAUAAGUGGCAAAACCCUUAAAUGGGGCUUGGCCCUCACUAAACACCAGAAAAUUCAUAAGGGAGUGAAAUCAAAUCAAACUAUAAGGCAAGAUUGUUACUUCAAAUUCACAGCUUGCAAACCAUCUGAGAAUUCGUCCUGGAGAGAAAACUUAUAUUUGGUAUGCUUUUAUCACGUGUUCACAUGUUUGAGGUCCAGAGAAUUCAUACUGGAGAGAAAUAAGUGUAAACAAUGUGGUAAAUCACUUUUCUAAUUUCACGUUUAUUACACAUCAGUUUGUACUAGGGAAAAAUAAGUAGUCUUUAAAGAUAAAUCAGCGUCAGUUGUUACAUUCUACAGUGUAAUUAAAGGCUGAAAUCUCUUCAAGCUCAUGAGAUGUGUGUCAAAGGAGCAAUGAUGUGUCUAAAUACAAUAUUUUUGUUCAGUUAUUUGAGGUUUCUUGAAAAGGCUAUAUUACUAUUGAUAACUUUCUCCCUACGGUUUUAAAUCUUGCCUUCAUGCCUUCAUUGCUGCCCUUUUGCAUGUUACCAUGAUGGUCUCUGGGGAGUGAUGAAGGAGAUGAAAGUUUUCCUUCAUUAAAUGGGGAUCAUUCAUAUCAAUGUUCCCUGAAAGAACAAGGACCCUGAAUGUUAACAUACAGUGUUGUUAGUUUCAGUCAAGUCCAUUCCAGUUCCUGGUGACCUGAUGUAUGCAGAGUAGAACUGCUCCACAGGGGUUUUGAAGGCUGUGGCCUUUGAGAAGCAAACCAACAGACCUGUCUUCCGAGGUGUCUCCGGGUGGCUUCAAACCACCAACCUAUCUGCUAGUAGCGGAACACUUAACUGUUUCUGCCACUCAGGGACUUCCUUUAACAUACAUGGGGGGAUAAUUUGAAUAAGAGUAUGGGGAGGGGUGAAGAAUCGAUGUAAAACAAUGACUAAGUCAUCAUGAUAAAUGUGUUCAGAGCCACCUUCAACAGAGUGUCCUUGUGAGUUAUAGGAAAGGAUUAUUCUACCAAAAGACCAUGAAACAGCAGGCCAAGACAUUGAGGGCCUGACAUUUUCAUGGGAGCAGAUCGAUAAAUUACUAGGACAGUUCGUGUGGUAGAAAUACUGGAAGGCUACUGACGAUCAACUCAUUUGAAUUGCAAUAGCUACUGUAUAUCAAAGAUGAAUGAAAAAUUCGUCUUGUUCUUGGAAACUGAAAUGAGAGCAAUUAUUAAAAAAAAAUCAAAAGAACCAAAAUACAGUGUAUAUGUGUUGACUUCACGUUGUUUAACCACUAGCGUUGCAUUUUGCUACUAUUUAUUCAGGAUGCAUCAUAGAUGUUAAGGUUUCUGGUGCAAACAUUUUGCCCUUGGCUAUUAACUGAAAGGUUGGUGGUUCAAAUCCACUCAGUGAUGCUGUGGGAAAAAGGCCUGGAGAUCCACUACCGUAAGAUUAGAGCCAAAGAAACACUAUGGAGUACAGUUCUACUCCAAAGAUAGUGGUAUUACCAUGAGUCAGAAUCAAUUAAUAGCUGCAGGGUUUUUUUUUGGUUUUGUUUUUGUUUUUUUGGUUAUCAUAGGUGCUGUUGUCUUAAUUAAUAAGCUUUAGCUUUUUUUUUCCUGACCCUGAAUGACUCAUGUUCCUUCUACCAACAAAGUCAUAUCCCACCUCAGUAGAUAUUUCAUGACAGACAUUAACAAUGCACCAUUAGACUGUCACACUUAAAUGGCAUAUAUAACAACUUCUUUCCAUGGUGGAAUUAAACAGUAUACAAUUACACUCUCUUCAUUCUGUCCCUGAUUAUAUAAGUGUCUAAUAAAAAUACAAAGGAAAACAAGCCGCUGCCAUUGCGUGGAUUCCGACUCAUGGUGACCCCAUGUGUUUCAUAGUAGGAAGGCAUUCUAUGGGUUUUCAGUAGCUGUAUUAUCAAAAUUGAUUGCCAGGGCUUUGUUCCAUGCUGCUGCUGGGUGGAUUCAAAGCACUGAUACAGACAGAGUUGCUAAAAACUAUUGUCAGAGCAGAGUAAAUGAAGCUAAAAUAGGGUUCAGGUUUGAAAUCCAUUCUGUGUGAGAAAACUUGUGAAACCAGUUCUGCCUGUUAAGAAAAUGUGGGUUUUUUCCUUUUAACCACACCAAAACCUAAUGUUGCCAGUUUAUUUCCAAGGGGCUUUUAUGUAGCUGUGACCACUCUGUGGACUCUUUCUGGUAACUAAGUGGCAAGUAACCAACAAAGCACCAUAUCACUAAGUAGUAACUGUCUUAUCUCACCAAGCACCAAUCAGAAUUUUGUUAGCUUGUUUCCAAAGCAGCCUUAACCCAAACAACUCAUGUCCACGAUUUGUUUCCAAACGGUCUUAAAACAAAAGUUGUAACCAUCACCAAUCAACUUAAUGUCAGUAAGUAGGUAACUAGUCAACAAAGCUUUGUAAACUAGUCAUUAUUAAGGUACCACUUUGUCAUUCCACCUUUGAGGAUGAUGUAUCUUUACUUCCUUCUUUAACAAUAUAUUAGCUGCUCCCGAACUCUAAUUCAGUGGACUCUGCUAGCCUCCUGUGCCUAGUGCACACUAGCAGAACUCCAUUACAAUGAUUGUCUUUGUCUUGGCUUAAUAUAAAAAUCUCAUAAUUAAAUUUGAGUCUGGGGUCUUUUUGCCCUACGACAGACACCACAAACCUUUCAGUUAGUAGCCAAGCACAAACAAUUUGUGCCACCUUGUCAUAUUCUGAAUUCCUAAACCCAGCUUCUCUGUUCAUGGAUAUGGACUGUAUGAUCAUAUAUAUACACACCAUUUUUUUUUUUUUUUGUACCUAAAUAGGACCUAUGACUUGCAUUGGCUUUGAUUUCCAUGUGGUAAAAAGUGCAAAUGUAUUAAGCAUAUGGAAAAUGUUAGAUAAUAAAUGGAAAUAUCAAAUAAAGGUGAGAAUAAUUUUAUUGUCCUUGGAGUACUCACUGAAAUAAUUUGAAAAGGUCAAUUUAAUGAGUUUUCCCCUAAGAGUGAGGAUACAGAAUGGUAGUUUUCUAGAUAAACAAAGUAUAUACCACCCAAAACGUUUUUAUUAACUUCUACUGCUGACCAGUCUACAGGAACAGAAUGGGUUUUCUUUUGUUUCUCUAGGACUGCCGUAACAAAAUAUCACAAACUGGGUGUCUUUAAGCCAUUCUCAGUUUUAGAGGCCAGAAGUGCAAAAUCAAGGUAUCAACAGUUAUGGUUCCUUCUGGGUGGACUCUGAGAGGGAUUGUGUUGGAGUGCAAGGAACUGUCUAAAUUCAUGACGGUUAACCAGGAUCAGCACAGAGCUGGUUCCUGUGAGGUGGAGGUCAGACACACCUCCACUCUCCAACUUCUUCACGAUUUCUGACACCAGUCGUAUCCCUUCACAGCGCUCUACUUCCCUGCUGGGUUCUGUAAUUCAUUACAGUGACCACACAGAAUUCACAGACCAUACUCAACAUUAUGUGGUAUUUUAGGUAGUAACAGGCCACAACUCAGGAUCAGGAAGCACAUAGGCAAGGUUUGGAAGGCUCCCACAAAGUGGAGAGCACAUCCCUCCAUUCUUCAGUGCAGGACAGCUUCCAACCAGGACACAAUUCACAGGGGCUGUCUGCCAGCAACUGUCACUGUUAGCAAGC
This is a messenger RNA of Loxodonta africana (African savanna elephant), 5480 nucleotides long. Its product is annotated as zinc finger protein 501-like. The transcript is spliced from 4 exons. Gene Ontology annotation, biological process: regulation of DNA-templated transcription. NCBI's taxonomy places the organism in Eukaryota, Metazoa, Chordata, Mammalia, Proboscidea, Elephantidae. The record is from RefSeq and is a predicted model, not a curated record. Bases 97 to 1797 code for a protein of 566 amino acids.